AUGGCUAUGUCUCUGCCAACAUCCAGUGAUGCAAAGCCAUCGUACAUUCAACCCCCUGCCACCGGUUUCCCGGUGAGUUACGACGGCAACAACCCUCAGCUGCUCCAGCCUAGAACCCAAGUUGACUGGUCCACAGGCCUCUUUGGUUGCUUCUCCAAUUUCAAAAACUGUUGCAUAACGUGCUGGUGCCCAUGUGUCACGUUUGGCCAAGUUGCUGAGAUUGUUGACAAGGGAUCAACUUCAUGUGGUGCGAGUGGGGCUCUGUAUACGCUGGUUUGUUGUGUGCUUGGUUGUGGAUGCUUAUACUCAUGCUUCUACCGCUCCAAGAUGAGACGACAGUACAUGUUGAAGGAUAGCCCAUGUUGCGAUUGCUUGGUUCAUUGCUGCUGCGAGCCCUGCGCCUUGUGCCAAGAAUAUCGUGAACUUGAAAACCGCGGUUUUGACAUGGUCAUUGGGUGGCAUGGAAAUGUUGAGCAACGAAACCAGGGAGUAGCCAUGAGUGCUCCAACAGCUCCAGGAGUCGAACCCAUGAGUCGUUGA
Messenger RNA from Abrus precatorius (Indian licorice), 540 nucleotides. Its product is annotated as protein PLANT CADMIUM RESISTANCE 2-like. NCBI's taxonomy places the organism in Eukaryota, Viridiplantae, Streptophyta, Magnoliopsida, Fabales, Fabaceae. The transcript has 4 exons. Bases 1 to 540 code for a protein of 179 amino acids. The record is from RefSeq and is a predicted model, not a curated record.